AUGCGGGGCGUGGGAGUCCGAACUGCUUUUGCUGGAUACGAAGAGGUUGAGGCUGUCCGAUCAGGUGACGGAGUGGACGAGGUUCCCCUUAUUCCGUGGACCGAGGCGGGAUAUUUAGAAAAGUUGACUUUUACGCAGUUCGUGAUAUACCUCGUUGGUUUUUCCGAGGGUCUUACUCACCUUGCGGCUCUGGCCAUAUAUUACCUGCUAAAAGACGACCUUGGCCUUUCUCCCCCCGAGGUCUCGGCCAUUUUCAUUGCGCCUGCUCUGCCAUGGGUUUUCAAACCGUUCUUCGCCUUCCUCUCAGAUACAUUCGCUGUAUUUGGUUAUCGGAGGAAACCAUAUAUGAUAGUGUUUAGCACAUUGGAGGCCAUCGGCUUUCUGAUGCUGGGCCUUGCUCCUGCUUCGCUCUGCGCUGCCUUUUGCUCGGCUGUGGCGGAAGCCCUCGUUGUAGAGAGCACCACGGGGAAGACAUUAGACCAAAGCGCGGAGAACGUGUCAGACUUCAUCACUGCGAAGGCCGUUGGCAGUUUGGCCGUCGCGUACUUAUCAGGCUACCUUCUGGAAAAAACAUCAAAAGGAAGCAUCUUCGUCGCAACUGCGACAUUUCCACUUUUCAUAACCUUCAUUUCCUUCUUCAUGAACGAUGUCACAACCCCACCAGCACGGGACUUCAAGGCGCAAUUCCGCGAGCUCAGCACAUUUCUGAAACAGCCUGUGAUUUGGGGUCCUGCGCUGUACAUCUUCAUCUACAUGGCGGGCCCCGACUACGACGAUGCACUGUUCUUCUUUUUCUCAAACAAACUCGGCUUCUCCCCCACUUUCAUGGGCACGCUGAGAUUCACCUACGGCAUAGCAGCUCUGCUUGGAGUGGUUCUCUACCGAUUCGUAUUUAGGCAGGCAGGGUUCCGGCAAACUCUGUUCUGGACCAUAAUAGUUUCUCUCCCUAUAUAUAUUUCCCCUGUUAUUCUGGUCACCGGCUUCAAUCACAAGCUUGGUAUCAGCAAUCAAGCGUUUGUCCUGAGUGGCGGAGUCUUGAUCGAAGCGACGGCAGAGAUCCAGCUCCUUCCAUUGCUGGUCUUGACCGCUUCUAUAUGCCCUCCCGGACUUGAGGGGAGUGUUUACGGGAUGAUGAUGUCUAUUCGAAACUCCGGCUCCAUGGUCUCCCGCGGUCUAAGCGCUCUCUUUGCGUGGGCAGCCGGCAUAACAGCUACCAACUUCAUUCAUCUUAGUUCGUACAUCCUCCUAUGCGGCGCAUGGCUGCUUCUCCCUCUCUUCUUCCUCGGCUUCAUGUAA
This is a messenger RNA of Besnoitia besnoiti, 1296 nucleotides long. Its product is annotated as putative folate/biopterin transporter. The record is from RefSeq and is a predicted model, not a curated record. The transcript is spliced from 15 exons. NCBI's taxonomy places the organism in Eukaryota, Apicomplexa, Conoidasida, Eucoccidiorida, Sarcocystidae. Bases 1 to 1296 code for a protein of 431 amino acids.